AUGGCAUACAUUGGCGCUGGACUCGCCUUGUCCAUUGUGGCUUAUGAUUACCAGGAGAUUGGACCACUGGUGAUAGUGUUCUGCAUCUUCCAUGCAUGUGUGGGCUUUAUUUUGCCUUCACUAGCAAGAUUGAGAACAAUGUACCUACCAAAUGAGCUGCGUGGGGGCAUGAUGAGCUUUUCACUGUCGCUUGCAAAUGCGGUCAUCUUCAUUUUCUUGUUACAGGGAGCCCACCAUCGACGCGUCACAAAUUCAACCAUCCUGAGUCUUGCGUCCUAUGGUCUGUUAGGAGCUGGGGGUUGCAUUCAUAUAUUGAGGAGGUGGAGAAAGCACACUCCGGCAGAAUGCGCGUAG
Messenger RNA from Miscanthus lutarioriparius, 354 nucleotides. NCBI's taxonomy places the organism in Eukaryota, Viridiplantae, Streptophyta, Magnoliopsida, Poales, Poaceae. The record is from the annotation of a GenBank genome assembly.